AUGGACACAAAAAUUACUGCUGAGAAAAAAAUUAAAUUAGCCGAAAAGAUUUUAAGUCAUUUGUCAAAUAUUAAAAUAAAUGGAUGUUCAAAAUUACAAAACAAAAUCAAGCAAGAAAUAAACUUUUUAGAAAAGUGCUUGUCUGAUAAUACUUUAAAAGAAGAGCAUUUGGUAUGUUUAAAUUUGACUCACUUACAAGCUAUUGCCUAUAAACUUUUCAUUCUUAAAAAUAGAUGCUCCGGUGUAAUGUGCAAUAAAAUAUUAAACUACGAAAAUGGAUCUUCAAGAAAGAUAUGUAUUGAUUUGUUAUUGGACGAAGGUUCAGUUUGGAUGAAAGUUAUUGCUAGAAAUCAAAAAGCUAUUACAAUGGUUUCAAAUGGUGAAUGUUCUUUUAAACAAAAAAGUGUAUUAGAUCAAGCUGAAGAAUUUGUUGAAUGCAGCAAACAAAAUCUGUGUUAUUAUAAACCGCCAAAAGUUAUAUUUUCUUUUGCUAAUGGUGUGGAAAACUGUGUAGCUGAUGAAUUAUGUCAAAUUGGAGUUUUAGUCGAAAAUAAUAAUAAUAAUUUUAAUGAUGAAAUUUUUAAUAGUUAUUUUGGCGAUAAUACAAACAAUGAAUACCCAAUUAAAGACUUGAACAUAGUUAGAAAUUUAAAUUUAAUAAAAAAAAUGACACACAUAAAAUUAAAUUUGGGUGUGACAACAUUAAUUGCUUACGUAUCUGCUCUUACUAAUGGAGGUUGUAAUUACAAUUUUAAAUCGGAAAUAUUGCAAAAGCAUGCAGAAUGGGAAAGAAACAGACCUGUGAAACCUAUAUUAGAUAGUUUAUUCGAAGGAAAAGAAUUGUACUGUUGUGCGACUGCAGCAAAAAUAUUUAAAAACAUAUUAAAUACAUUGGGUGGAAAAUCUGAAAAACAAAGGGGAGAAGAACUGUUAAAUAAAUUAAUUAUUGUUGAAGACAAACCAUGUGAUAGGCUGAAAAUAAUGGGGAAAGUUAAGAAAAGAUCUUUGGCUAUUUUCGGAACUGGGGAAUACUUAAAAGCUGUUACAGUCACGGCUAAUCAUGCUUUCGUAAGAGCUGCUAUGAAUCAAGGAAUAAAUUAUUCAGUUUUUUUACACGAAUCCAGAGCUCUCACAGAGGAAAAACAAUUACCUACAUAA
Molecule: messenger RNA, 1158 nt
Organism: Pediculus humanus corporis (human body louse)
Lineage: Eukaryota; Metazoa; Arthropoda; Insecta; Psocodea; Pediculidae
Exons: 5
Coding region: 1-1158 (385 amino acids)
Source: RefSeq, a predicted model, not a curated record